AUGAGGAAACUCCCCCCCUUAAAGCGGCAGAAGCGUUCGGAUGGAUCUCCAAAUGUUAACUCUGGUGGCAAGGCGUCGCAGAUCUCAGGCAAGCCGCCUUAUAAGACGUCGCGUAUUCAAUGCAAACCAUCGCGCGUGCAAGACAAGUCAUCUUCCAAGCUAUCGCGCAUCCAACGCAAACCGUCUUUCGAGGCGUCGCACGUUCAAGGCAAAUCACAUUCCGAGGGAUCGCGCGUCCAAUGCGAGCCGCCGUCCAAGGAAUCUUCAUUCCUAGUGGAGAUGGCCCACACACCCAUCGAGCCUGUCAAUAUUUCAGCCUGGCUGAGCACGAUGCAAUCGAUGAAGGAUGCACUGUCAGAAGAUGAGACCAAGCAGAUGGUCAUCGAAGUAGCCCAGGAUCCAGUGCUCGCUGCAUAUAGAGCUGAGCCCUGCCGGGAAGUUCAAGAGCUUCUCAGAGACGGCAUAAAGCUCUCCGACAUCCGUCUGUGCUGUGAUUCGCUCGAUACUGCAUACUUCAGCAGUCACGAUUGGGCAUGGAAGAAACACUGUCGCCUAUUGUGGCUACCAUGCAGUGGUGAUGAUCCGUGA
Molecule: messenger RNA, 588 nt
Organism: Laetiporus sulphureus 93-53
Lineage: Eukaryota; Fungi; Basidiomycota; Agaricomycetes; Polyporales; Laetiporaceae
Exons: 1
Coding region: 1-588 (195 amino acids)
Source: RefSeq, a predicted model, not a curated record